Molecule: messenger RNA, 1283 nt
Organism: Magallana angulata
Lineage: Eukaryota; Metazoa; Mollusca; Bivalvia; Ostreida; Ostreidae
Exons: 5
Coding region: 77-919 (280 amino acids)
Source: RefSeq, a predicted model, not a curated record
GUAUAUAAGUAGAGAAUACACAGACUUGGACCAUAACAACCAAAGCUUUUGGUUAACACUGACUAACAAAGCAGCAAUGAUGUUUUAUCUUGUUCUCCUGGCGGUGACCGCCUCGGUACAUUCCGUCAUGUACGGGCCUGGUGCCCCGCUCCCUGUGGGCCCCCGUCUUGAUGGGGUCAGCACGAACCCCUUUGCCGGAUACAUGACCCUACCCAUCAAACGACAGGGAUGCCAACCCGCCUCCAAGUACAACGUGGACGCCAUCUUUGAUCGUAGCUUCCUGUGCCCCAAGAAUACCCAAAUGCCCCAGAACUGGCCUACUACAGUCCAGAACCGGUUCUUUAUCCCCGAUCAGCAGUUCCAAGAUUAUCAAAAGCAAAAUCUGUUAGGCUGCUUCACCAACCCCCAAAACGACCCCAGGGCCAUUGAAUAUUACAAGCAGACCUACGAUGCCCUGGAAACCUGGAAGUAUUCUGGACUUGAAAUGGAGUUCUCUCAAUGUUUCUCCGACCUCUACAAAUACGAGGAUGCUGUACAGAUCACCAAAUACAAGCUGGACCCCGUCUGUAAGACCCACCGUGUGGACCUGUCCGGGGAGGCCAUCUGGCACAAUUUUAAUGGCAUCAAGCACAAAUGCUUCAUUCCUUUCCCACAACAGCUGACCACAGUCAAGUGUACCCACUCACAAAAGGAUGACAUCGACAACUGCCGCAUGGGUUACGACAUCAGGUCCGAAUACAGAUGUGCCCCCACCAACUUCGUCCGAAGAAAGGUGAACUUGGUCUGCCCAGAAAUCCAGCGUGUGUUCAUUAGAUCCUUCGACGUGCCCACUGCCUGUAGCUGCAAACUGUGCUAUGAGUGCAAGGACGUGAUCCCCGACCCCCGGGUCUACAUCAACCUACCCCCCGCCAAGAAGUAAAACAAGAAUUCCACCACACUGUGAUAACUGACGACAUGAUGAAGACAACUGAAUGACGUCACUUCCGGCGUCAUGUCUCCACUGUGUCGUCUGUCCGACGAUUGUUGAAUCUUCCCCAAAGUGCCAUAUAUUUUUCUAAGAUUUGAAAUAUUGUACGAGAGUGUGUGUUUGUGUGAGUCGUUCGCAUUCGGGCGCGUGCAAUCUUCUGACUUGUUUUGUUUUGUGAUGUAUUGCUUUGUCUUUUAUGAUGUCUUUGUGAAUUCUAACUUUUGUAAUGUCCUUUUGUAAAUCAUCAUUUUGUUGUUAUCUGAAGUCCCUAUGAUAUUGUUGAGAUAUUUCUACAAUAAAAUAAUAUAAAAUUAAA